Molecule: messenger RNA, 1817 nt
Organism: Ciona intestinalis (vase tunicate)
Lineage: Eukaryota; Metazoa; Chordata; Ascidiacea; Phlebobranchia; Cionidae
Product: solute carrier family 35 member G1
Cellular component (GO): membrane
Source: RefSeq, a predicted model, not a curated record
UCUAUUCCCAUGACAUGUAUGAUGCAAUAACAACGCAACUAUGACAUCAUUACAAAUGACGUAAUCGUGUCAUUCCUUUUUAUUUCGCAACUAAUACGUCAUUAACCUACACUAACACAUGGUCAAAGCAAGAGGUGGAAAAUUCUGACCGCAUUUCGUUUUUCUAAUCUGGAAUGAACGUUCUAUUACGAAACAGACAACAAAGGAAAAAGAUAAUCAGUCAUUUUUAUGCGAUCUAGAAUCAUUGUUAACAUACGGGAAGCUGUAAGAAACAUGAAUAUAAGAAGUAUUUCGCUUAUAAAGAAGAAUAAAACACCAAAUAUUAUAUCUAAAAAAUGGAGUCAACGAAAAGAAAUGAAGAUAUAAGUUUAGCCGAGUCAUGCAGUGACUCUGAUGUCAUAAACCACAAUGAGAAGCAUAAAUCAGCAAAACCGAAGCCGCCAUUUAUGGGUUUUGGAAUGCUUUGCUGUAUUUUAACAAGCGUUCUGUUUGCUGUCAAUGCUCUAAUGGUGAAGAUGGUCAAAUCUAUCGGCCCAAUUGAGGUUUUAGGUGCAAGAUGUUGGGUUCAAUUCUUCAUGUUGCUUCCAUUUAUUACCUACAACUGGAUGCACAAUAAAGUUGAUUUCCUUGGGCCAAGAAACACUUUUAAAUUGCUCUGCCUUCGUAGUCUUACAGGUUCAACUGCCGCUAUGUUUCUGUAUCAAAGUUUACAGCGGUUACCACUUGGUGAUGCUGUAACAAUCUCAUUCUUGAGUCUCGUUUUUACUAUGUUGUUCGCCGCAGUUUUUCUCAACGAACGUCCAACUGUACUUGACAUUAUCUUCAGCAUUGUAAUAAUAGCAGGAGUUGUUCUUGUUGCCCAACCACCCUUCUUAUUCGACUCUUCGGUAACUUAUGACACAGAGAGACUUUACGGGACAAUAUUUGGAAUAUUGUGCUCUGCCAUGGCCGGUGUUACUUUUGUAAUCGUCCGAAAAUUAGGCAUUGCCACUCAUGCAACAUUAAAUGUCUUUUAUUAUUCCUUUGCUGGUUCCAUUACUUCAUUGAUCUUUACGACCACAAUUGAAACAUUCAAGUUUCCUUGCUCUUCUGAAAUCCAAUAUAUUAUUUUUGCUGGCAUAGCUGGAUGUGGUGCUCAAAUCUUCAUGGCACUUGCCCUUCAAUAUGAGCGUGCUGGAACAUUUUCAAUGCUCAAGUCUUUUCAGAUCAUUCUCAGUUUUGCAUUUCAGGUUAUAAUUCUACAAGACAUCCCAUCAAGUUUAAGCUUAGGAGGUGCUGCUCUUGUGUUCGCCAGUAUAUUUGGAAUUGCUGUUCGAAAAAUCUACAACGAAUAUUUUAAAGGGCCAAAACUUGGGUGCAAAAAAUGAAUCUUUUACCCAGUGCUGUAACUUUUCUGUGCUACUUUGUAAAUAUAUCUUUUUCGGUGUUUCAUAUUUUCGUAAUGAAUUACAUGGUUAAACUUUGAGAAGUUAAUAAAUCCUAUAGAGUUCCUUCUUCUUCAAACUCAGCUAUUAGCAAACAGCAUAAAGCACUUACCAAUGUGAAAUUCUUACAGCUUUAAUAUUAUUGCAAUAUUUCUUCUAUUUUAUAAUUAUAAUUAGCCAAUUUUAAAUAAGGUUUCUAUUAUUUAUGUACUGUGUCAAAUUAUCAUUGAAUUUCCACCUGAAAGUGCAUUUUUAAACAUAUUUUGUAUGUUUUGGUUUCUGUGUCAAUGCUGUGGGGGUCAUUCUUUUGAUAAACAUCUUUUAAUACCACUCAAUAAUUGUACAAACUCUUUCGGUUUAAAAAGAAUUUAACUUAUGUAAUAAACAAGUCAC